Thyridium curvatum is the source of this 804-nucleotide messenger RNA. RefSeq lists its product as uncharacterized. Bases 1 to 804 code for a protein of 267 amino acids. NCBI's taxonomy places the organism in Eukaryota, Fungi, Ascomycota, Sordariomycetes, Thyridiales, Thyridiaceae. The record is from RefSeq and is a predicted model, not a curated record. The transcript has a single exon.
AUGGACCAAGCUAUUUCGCUAGCAAACCGCCUCACGGCACAGGCCCGCGCGCGCCCUUAUAUCGCCGCGGCCAUAGCCAUCGGGGCUCUGAGCACAGCGCCAAUCUUCUCCUGGGCCGCCGACUCGUACCGGACCUACCUCAGCCUCGGGAAGGGCGGCAUCCCUCACAACCUCUUUGGCUGGAUUGUCCAGGGCCUGGCCCAGCCCUUCGCCUGGCACGACACCACGACUGUCAGGCCUUUCGGCGACGCGCGCCACAGCGCCGCGCUCGGCCCGCACGCCCACGAGUCCUUCCUCGGCGAGGCCGGCCCUUCGCUGCCCGCGCGCGCCGGUGACCGCCCGACGGUCCCCGGCUUCGUGGCGCCGCAGCGGCAGACGACGCAGAAAGGGGCGCCGCCGAUGACGGCGCGCAUGGAGACGCUCCUCAAGGACCUGGCCGCGGCGAACCCGGGCCUGCUCAAGACCAGCCCUUCCAACCUGGAGGGCGUCGGCACGCCCGCUCUGUUCCUGGCGGACGGCGUCGAGCUGCCCGGCUACUCGAAGCGUACCAAGGGCGAGAUCUGCCACGCGCACGGGGAGAGCAGCUCGCACAUGAUCCUCAGCCUGGCUGACUCCAAGGAGGUCCUGGAAAGGGGCUGGGGCGAACGACACCCGCUGAGCGGUGUCAGGGGAUUUUGGCCGCUGAGCUACGUCAUGGUGUAUGCCCCGCGGGACGACGACGAGUUUGUCAUUUGGAAGAGGCUUGUUGUUGCCUGUGUCCGGUUUGCAUUUGCUGAUGGCCCGGCGGUGAAUGUGGACGUCUGA